Messenger RNA from Engraulis encrasicolus (European anchovy), 1039 nucleotides. RefSeq lists its product as uncharacterized. The annotation marks the transcript as partial. The transcript is spliced from 5 exons. Lineage: Eukaryota; Metazoa; Chordata; Actinopteri; Clupeiformes; Engraulidae. The record is from RefSeq and is a predicted model, not a curated record.
GUGUGUGUGUGAUGGAGCUGUCUAUGGCACAUCGUGUGGCUGUGUGGUGGUUGGCGAAUGUGUUGGGAGUGUUCACCAUCUUCUACCACACGCUGCUGCUCGUGUUGAGUGAACGCCGCGCCAAAGCCGGCCACAGGAGAGCGGCAAGCGAGACCAUCAUAGAGGCAUUAGCAGUUGAGAGUUUACUACAGCAGUGUGUGUUGGCGCUGUGGCUGGGUUUGACUGCGUUAGAUCCCCGUUGUCUUCUGGGCGUUACCUACUCCGUGCUGGUGGUGGCGGUGUUGGUUCUGCGCUUCUGCGUGCUGUGGACGACCUCACUGCUGCUCUUCUUCUACUCCACCAAGCUGGUCAUGCAGCCAAUCAGCUGCUAUACACACGCCCAGGACUUCCUGAUGCGCCACGUAAUACCCACCCUCCUCCUCAUCCCAAUGGUCGCCCUUGCACUCUGCUGCCCUCUCCUGGGCAUACUGCCACACUACACACAUGAUGCCCCCAUUGGCGACAGCAACCAGAAUGACUACGAUACCCACAAUGCCUCUGCACUGGCCAAUAUCAGUAUGCCCAUACUGAGUGCCUACGAUACCCAGAAUGCCUCAGUCUUCCUGCUCCCGGCUUGCCACUCUCUGCAGCUGUCAACCCACGUGUCGGCGGUAGCGGAGGAGGCGUACCUUGCCAUGCUGCUACUGAUGACCGAAGUCAUACCAGGUGUGUUCAUGUUGAAGAGUUCCAUCUCCAUAGCGGUCCACCUCCACCUCCACCUGCGUCACCUGCGUGAGAGCUCCAACGGGGCCCACGGUCCUCGCACGGGCCCCGAGACCCGCGUGGUCACCAUGGCGCUGUCGCUAGCCGCCAAUUACCUGGUGUACCUGGGAGUGGUCAUCUACACGCAGUACAACCUGUGGAGACAUCAGGAACAUGCCAUGUUUCUGUCGUCGCUCUUUUCCUCUCUCUACUCAGCGCUGUGUGGCCUCAUCCUGUUAUACGGGAAAGAGAGUCUCUGGAGACACCUGACACAUCUGCACAACGCCACUGUGGACAG